Molecule: messenger RNA, 995 nt
Organism: Phyllopteryx taeniolatus (common seadragon)
Lineage: Eukaryota; Metazoa; Chordata; Actinopteri; Syngnathiformes; Syngnathidae
Gene: lrrc20
Product: leucine rich repeat containing 20
Exons: 5
Coding region: 227-763 (178 amino acids)
Molecular function (GO): protein binding
Source: RefSeq, a predicted model, not a curated record
UCACGAGCAGCCCUUUUGAAAUCCCAACAAUGUACCCGGCCUUUUUUUUUUUUUUUUUGCCCUAGUAGCCUAGCUUCCGAAUGAAACAUACAACGUGGAGUUGCUGUGAUUUACUAACUACUUCGUCAGCAUUUUCUGGCGAGCCGGUGACCGUUCUGGUGAUUGGGCUAAAAAUAUCACGUGAGCUAACAUUAGCUAGCGGCUGAUUUCCAAGGCGCAUCACAAAAUGGCGGAGGCGGUGGUCAACGUGGCCCGGAGGGUCAACGCAACCGUUGAGGAAGGACGAGAUCACCUGGGUAAGCACAGAGACCUGUCCAACUGCAAGCUCAUCUCCUUCCCAGACGGCGUUUUCAAGGUUCUCAGCAGCGUGUCGGAGAACAUCCGGGUCAUUACCCUGGCGGACAAUGAGAUGAAGGCCAUUUCCAGCAAGUUCUUUUCGACCUUCACACAGCUGAGAGAGUUGGACCUGCACGGAAACGUUCUGACCAAACUGCCCGACUGUUUGGAGGAAAUGAAGCACUUGACCAGCAUCGACCUGGCCAAUAACAACUUCUCCGCGUUCCCCGAGAAGCUCACGCAAAUAGCCACACUGGAGCGCAUCAACCUGGAGGGCAACAACAUCACUGAAAUCCCGGUGGACAAGCUGUCCGCCAUGCCCGCGCUCAAGUGGCUCAACGUGAUGGCCAACCCUCUGGACGCAAACACGCAAUCUGCUCUGACUUCAACGCGCAACUUUGAGAUUUUAUCGCAAAGGGAGUCGUAGUCAUGUGAUGCGCUGCGUGCCGCGUGCCUUGAAAAACUCCCUUUGAUACUUUGGCCUGCUUGGAAACGAGCUUGUCCUUUGUAUAUGAAGAUGGCCGACUGCUGCCGCACCAAACAACAACGCCGCAUGGCACCCUCAACACCGGCAUGAAUCAACAAAAAAACAUCUCGGGUGGGAUAUUUCUCAUCGCUAAUUUAUUACUUUGGUUUUAUAAAGGUAUUUCUUCCUCCAA